Messenger RNA from Lates calcarifer (barramundi perch), 5709 nucleotides. It is a transcript of the gene galnt12, whose product is annotated as UDP-N-acetyl-alpha-D-galactosamine:polypeptide N-acetylgalactosaminyltransferase 12. The transcript has 11 exons. Gene Ontology annotation, cellular component: Golgi apparatus. Lineage: Eukaryota; Metazoa; Chordata; Actinopteri; Centropomidae. The coding region runs from base 430 to 2178 and encodes 582 amino acids. The record is from RefSeq and is a predicted model, not a curated record.
AGUCUCGCACCGGAAAUUAACAUUUUUAGCUCGGCUAGCAUGACGGUUUGGCUCGAACUUCAACCACAAGUUCAAGUAGCCGGAGGGCAAGUUUAUUCUGUUUGUCAGCAGUUCACACCGAUAAAGAGAGUUGAGGAGGAGUGUCCUAAUCCAACGUCCACCAAAAUAAAGACUUGAAGGUCCCGUUCAACAAGUAACUACGCUCAGUGAGUUGGCAGUUGGACAGUUUCUCUCGCGGAAAUGAAAACUUAACGGUGGCUGAAAGUAUGCUGGAUGAAGUUGAAGUCGUCAUACGGAAACGGGACGAGGCGGUUGAAAGGCAAAGGGUCACCUCAGCAGCAGCAGCAGUAGGUGCCAGCCGAGUGCAGCUCCUCGGGGCAUGAAACCUCAACUCAGCGGCUUUGCACCGAGGAAGGAAGCAGCGACACGAUGGCAGCCUGCGGAAGAAGAAAUCGACCCAAGUUACUUUUUUUCCUCUUCGGUGCCACUUUGCUGGGAUACCUAAUAUUUUUCAGACACAACUCCGGGGACGUGAGCGGGACGAAACGACGAGAGGCCACCGGGGGGGAGGAGGUAGAAGGGGGAGAGGUGGAAAAUGAAAAGCUUAAGAAGCCCGUCUACGAGAAACCCCCCUUGGAUUUAAAUGCCCUGGGUGAAAUGGGGAGAGCUGUCAAACUGAACCUGAACGGAGAAGAGAAAAGGAAAGAGCAGGAAAGUCUCAAAAAGAAUCAGAUUAACAUUUAUGUCAGUGACAGAGUGUCUCUACACCGCAGGCUGCCUGAAAGAUGGAACCCACUGUGCAGAGAGCUUAAAUAUGAUUACCGGUCCUUACCAACAACGUCUGUGGUGAUCGCCUUCUACAAUGAGGCCUGGUCCACCCUGCUGAGGACGGUCCACAGCGUCCUUGAGACGUCCCCCGACAUCCUGCUGAAUGAGGUGGUGCUGGUGGACGACUACAGCGACAGAGCUCAUCUGAAGGAGCCAUUGGAACGGUACCUCGCGGGCUUGAAGAAGGUGCGUCUGGUGCGCGCCACCAAGAGAGAGGGUUUGGUGCGGGCCCGGUUAUUAGGGGCGUCCAUUACCACGGGCGACGUGCUGACCUUCCUGGACUGUCACUGCGAGUGUCAUGAGGGCUGGUUAGAGCCCUUGCUCCAAAGGAUCAAAGAGGAGCCGUCGGCUGUGGUGUGUCCUGUCAUCGAUGUGAUCGAAUGGAACACUUUCCAGUAUUUAGGCAACUCUGGUGAACCUCAGAUAGGAGGGUUUGAUUGGCGGUUGGUGUUUACCUGGCACCCUAUCCCAGAGUAUGAGCAGAAACGCCGUCGCUCACCCACUGAUGUCAUCAGGUCUCCCACCAUGGCAGGUGGUCUGUUUGCUGUGAGAAAAGACUACUUCCAUUACCUCGGGACAUAUGACACAGGGAUGGAAGUGUGGGGAGGAGAGAACCUGGAGUUCUCUUUCAGGAUUUGGCAGUGUGGGGGCAGCCUGGAGAUCCACCCAUGCUCCCAUGUGGGCCAUGUGUUCCCUAAAAAGGCCCCUUACUCGCGGAGCAAAGCCCUGGCAAACAGCGUGAGAGCUGCUGAGGUCUGGAUGGACGAAUUCAAAGACAUCUACUACCAUCGAAACCCCCACGCGCGACUGGAGGCCUUUGGAGAUGUGACAGAACGGAGGAAGCUUAGAGAGAAGCUGGGCUGUAAGAAUUUUAGGUGGUAUCUGGAUAACGUUUACCCCGAUAUUCACGUCCCAGAGGAUCGGCCAGGCAUGUUUGGAAUGCUUAAGAACCGGGGUAAGAUCAACUACUGCUUUGACUACAAUCCUGUAGAUGAGCAUGUCGUGGUGGGCCAGAGAGUCAUCCUCUACCUAUGUCAUGGCAUGGGUCAGAACCAGUUCUUUGAAUUCUCCAUGGACGGUGAGAUCCGCUACAACACGAGGGAGCCUGCUGGGUGCGUUGUGGGUGACAACAUCAGCACCUACCUGACUGUCCAGCUGUGCAGAAAACGAGGCCAAGUUGUACCCGAAGAUCAGAAAUUUGUCUUCCGAGAGGAUGGGACUCUGCUUCAUGUGAUGAGCCAGAAGUGCGUCCAGGCAGUAGACCAGACGGACAAUGGGACACCAGCCCCCUCACUCCAGCCCUGCUCUGACAGCCCCUUCCAGAAGUGGUUCUUCGAGGAGAGAAUGUAAUGGCAAUCAAUGCCACCUGAAUAUACAUACAAAUCUAUUUUUCGUUCAGGGCCAAUAUGCUUUGGGAGAGAUAUUAGUGGAUUGAAUUUCUAAGUGUUUUUUUUUUUUAUAUGUGUGCCUUGCCCUGAAAAGAGCCCAAAGGAGGAAGCUUCUGUGCUCUCUCCCAAACUUCAACUUUUGCACUUUUUUCUUCCAGCUGGAUUUAAUGGAUCAAUAGGAAAUUAUGCUGAUAAGUACUUACUUUCUGAAGUAUUUUGUAAAUGUUGCUGGGAGACAGGAGCCUAGUGGAAUAUGCAUUGUUUUUCUAAUCAAGGAGACGCUUGACAUUUUUCUUAAUUUUCAUUUACCUACUCCACUGCUGUCGAAGUUCAGUUUAGCUCACAUGCUUUAUGCACACAUGGACAAACACUGAAACACGUGUGCAUCCUUCUGAAAGAAAACAACUGCUCAAUACCUCUGUUAUCAUACCCUUUAAUGAGCCGGCGGCUGGUCUCUCAGUGAUUUUCAGUCACAUCAUGAAGCAUUUUGGAACAUUUGCAUCCUCUCCUGUAGAGGGGGCCAACGCGCCUCUCUGCACUUUCCUUUCUGUCACUGUGCUUUCUGUUUGUCAGGAGGAAAGUGGGACAAAUCUUCAGGUAUUUUGUUAAGAACCUUUUCAGGACAUUUCGAGUGCUUGCUACUCUUACAUACAGGUGGCUUAGAGAAAAGCCGUAGAUCACAGGCAUUAUGCAAGUACCUUGCAAAUCUUGAACUUAAUCACCUAACUACUGAUAACACGAGAAACUCCAGUCUUAAUUCUGUUCUGCUUUUACUGAGGUAAUUAUGAAAUGCAAAUUCAGUUGAGGUAAAAUGACAUGGGUCAUUUUGUAGCUUUUGUAGUCAUUUUUGUAAAGAGAAAACAAAAAACAUUCAACAGUAUAUCAGUCCUCCGCAGCUUCAAGACUAAAUCAUAGCCAUAUUUAAUGGAUUUAAUUCAUGUGGUGUCAACUAUGUUUGUUUUAAAUGAUGUAUUUUGUAGAUGACCCUAAAUUACUGUGUUAUUUCAUAGUGUCAAUGCAGACAUGUCUGAAUUGUAGUCAUAAAUAAGUGGGAAGUUAUUCAUUUUAAUGUUGGUGGGUACAAAUGUAUAAACACUGAAAUUGCAAGAUUAGGGUCCUCCUCCUCAUCUUACUUGUCCACUUGGAGCCCGUAGAAAGUGCCUGAUGUAAAAUGAUAAUAAUAAUAAUAAUAAUAAUAAUAAUAAUUCUAUUUUAAGAUAGCCCUUCACAUUAAUAGGAUCAUGAGGAAUGCUCUUGAACUGAAUGUAUAUUAUAUCACACGAUGAGACAGAAAGAGAGCGUUGUUAUGACAGAGUGCCUGCACACUUGGAGUACACACGCGCCCCUCCUGAAAAUAUGCACAGGAGAGGAGGCAUUCCCUUGAGUGAAUGCAUAUUACUCUGGUGGGUUGUACUGAUUUCCACACACUGCUUCUGGUUCUAUCCGUCAGACUUAGACGACUAUAGAUCCUUCUGUUCAGAGCCGUGGUCACUCCUGUGGCUGCCCCUCAGGCUAUGCUAGGGGAAUAACGGGGUGGGGGGGGGGUGCAGAGACACAGUGGUGGAGUAGACAGUUGUUGGUGUCUCCAGAGUGCUGGCAACGGCAGAUGGCUCCCUGAUUGAUUUUCUGGUCCUCUCCCAAUUCUUUAUCACCACCUCUGCCUGUCCCUGUGUCAGAGGUGUGCAGCGGAGGACUUAUCUUUUGGAUUCCCGCCAGCCAUAUCCUCCUCAGACAAGCACUCGUACACUUGUGUGUGCUUGAGGUUUGAUUUAUGAACGGAAGUCAUCAAGAGUACAGUUUUUGACAGCAGAAGCAGAUAAUGGAGGAGGCUGAAUGAAGCAAUUUGUGACCUCUUCCUUACCAUUAACCUUCACAGGCUGUUGGCCUAUCAGUCUCAAAGGAGCUCUGUUAGGAAUUGAUGUUUGGGGACGAUCGUACUGAAAUAGAUUUUUGCUAUUGAUUCAGAAUGUAUACUCACAACAAGAUAAAUGGGAGAUGGGAAAAGGCGAUUUUGUCAGUACCUCAGCUGGAAAUUGAGUAGAAUCACUAUCCCUUCCUUUGCCAAAUUUGGUGAAUGUGCAGUAAUGUGAAAUGGUGAUGUUGUGCAGGAGCAUGGUAAACAUCUGUGUAUAUUAGCUCACUUAGUACAAGUCUAAAGAUGUACGAUGUGCAUUACUUAUCACUUGCAGUUGUAUUGCAGAGUGCAGAGCAGUGUAAAAGAGUAUGAUGAGAUAGCUAUACUGAGUAGGAUGAAGGCAUCAAAUUAAUUCUAAGCAUAUUGAAAUAUGGAGUAAUUCCUAGGAGUUAAAAUUCCCACUGGUCCAGAAAGGCUUUUGCUGGCAAUAUGAGUGGGACAUGAUUGUGGAGACAAUGCGUAGUAAUAAAUGGAAUGGACCAAAUGACCAGUAGGAAGAUUAUGGUCAGCUUCACAAAGGGAGGGGAGGGGCAGCUGUCUAAGCACUGUCUAAUGGGUCAGUGAGCCAGAUGUGUGUGUGAUGACAGUGCUUGAUUUUGGUCUUAGUGCACCAUAUGCUGGGGGAGAGAGUCUUAAUGCCAGGUUGUUUGAAAGCAUUUCCAAGCCGUGCGUGGUCCCCUGGCAAUCCCUGCACACUCUUGAUGGCUGAGCUUUCCAUGAUUUAAGACUUAAGAAAAGCUGCUUCAGUGAGAAUCAUCCGUGAGAGAUCAGUUUCACCAGGAACAGGUGAAAUCGCUCUUUUAAUACAGUGCUCAUGCUUUAUGCAUCAAACACUUAGGAAGUGACAGCUUUUCCAUUUCCUUCAGUUUGUGUCUUCAGCACGUGAGUGCAGUAUAAAUAUUCUAUGCUAUUAUUAAAAAGACUUAUUUAUUGUUCUCUGCGGCCAUCUGUUAUUCCAGACACGUCCUGCAUAUGGCAUAUCCGGCAUUAUAUUGUAUGCUAAUUUGAUAUUGUACACCCAGCUGCAAUAAAACUGAUACCCGGCAGUUGGGGAUCAUAUCUCUCUGGCAGGUCAUAUAGGACGUUUAUAUCAACCAAACCUGCAUCGUAAACAGUGGUGAUAUUCCAGGGAUCUGUCCGAGCACUUGAACCUGUAAAAGUGGCUGAUUGCACUGUCACCCAUCUCUAAUGGACGAAGCACAUCUUGUAUUUAUGAUGGUAAACAAUUCCCAGUGGUGAUGUUUUAGUUAUUUAAGUGGUAAACAUGCACAAAUAAUAAUGCUGGAAUUCAACACUACGUCUGGCGUGUUAAUGCUGUUAGUAACUCCAGUGGCCUUACAUUGUUAUUAGGAAAGUGAAGGAAUUAACAUUAUUAUUAUUAACAUUAUUUUUGUAUUUGCUGGAUCCCAUAAAUGGACCAUAUCUGAUGUCAGUGUACUCAUUUAAUUGCUGUCAUUGAGAUUCAGAAUAAGUAAAUGCAUAAGUAAUGUUGGACAUGUGUACUGCCUGUGCUUGCUCAUUGUGUUUUUUAAUGUUCAGUUUUACUUUUUUUUAAUGUGAAUAAAGAUUGGAAACCCG